GGCGCUCAUACUGUAUUAUCUGCAUUAUGACCCACUCUGACACGUACCCCCUACCAUUCGAAUACGUGGAGGCUGCAAUUUUACGAGGACAUACAACGCCUCUCAUUCACGGAUUGCAUGGCCAGUAAGGAAGGUGCCACGCCACGAGCUUGGUCUUGUCGGGCUCAUUCGGAUACGGAACAACGGCAUGCCUCCCCCCAAAGCCAGCAAUGGCGACUCUCUUGCCAUCUCCUGAAGACCUACUAUUACACGGAUAAAACUUCUAGACAUUUAUGAUUUGGGAAAGUUGGGACCAUGGAUCUGGUUUUGUGGUCCAUCCAACACACACUUAUCCGAGCAUCACCUUUGCUUUCGCAUGCGACCUUUCUUACCGGCGGCACCUGAACAGCGCAGCCAACGUGCUGAAGAUCACUGGCAUAAUCAGACAUUGUGUUUAGAUCGUCCCUAGAGCAACCCAGCUCUCGAUUGUAGCAUGCACCAAACAGGAUCGCUACCGCUUAUCUUUUCCGCCAAGUAAUCGAAGAACACUUAUUUUAUUCCCCAGAUAGCGUGGGUCCCCCACUUUGAUUGUAUAUGUCCGUGGUGAAAGCAGUUUUUAACUGCUUUCACCACGAACUAUGCUUGAUAUGUAUUGAAUUUCACACAAUUUGCAUGUUCAAUCGAUCAUUUCCCCCACAUUGAUGCCUCCUUGCAACAUACAAUUACAUAUCCAUAAAUCAUGCAUCCUACGCGAAAGCUGUCCCAAUUGACCAUACCUGUACUAGAAGCCAUGUGUGGACGAUAAUACAAGAUAGAUCUCAAAUUUAAGCGUACGAGC
Serpula lacrymans var. lacrymans S7.9 is the source of this 817-nucleotide messenger RNA. RefSeq lists its product as uncharacterized. Lineage: Eukaryota; Fungi; Basidiomycota; Agaricomycetes; Boletales; Serpulaceae. The transcript is spliced from 2 exons. The record is from RefSeq and is a predicted model, not a curated record. Bases 273 to 437 code for a protein of 54 amino acids.